CAUUAAUUUUUCUUGAGAAAGUGAAAUUCAGAAGUGUUGUGUCGGGAGAGCACACCUUGCUGCAAAUAGAGGAGACCUUACUAGAUAUUCUUUGCUUUUUGGUGAGGUGGAUGUGACUUGGAGGACGUGCGCACCAGCGUGCGGCCACUGAAGAAAAAAGAAAGGGAAACUAGCUUUCAAACAUCGAAGCUUGGCAAGUCGACAGGCGAGUGUCGCUUGUAACAAGCAGAUGUGGCGCUAGGCAUCCAGCGGAAGCAGCCUGCGCAGCUGAAUGUCAGACUUGGAUCGAUGGAUUCAGCAGCUCAAGCGAUGCGAACCGCUUGCUGAGAAAGAUGUGAAGGUGCUUUGCGAAAAGGCAUUGGAAGUGCUUGUGGAGGAGAGCAAUGUGCAACGUGUGGAUGCACCAGUCACGAUAUGCGGUGACAUCCAUGGCCAGUUCUUCGAUCUCAUGGAGCUGUUCAAGGUGGGCGGGGACUGCCCCCAGACGAACUACCUCUUCAUGGGCGACUUUGUUGACCGUGGCUUCUAUAGUGUAGAGACCUUCCUUCUGCUGCUAGCGCUGAAGGUGCGCUAUCCAGACAGGAUUACCCUCAUACGAGGGAACCAUGAAAGCCGGCAGAUCACUCAGGUUUACGGGUUCUACGAUGAGUGCCUCCGGAAGUACGGCUCUGUCAAUGUGUGGCGUUGCUGCACAGACAUUUUUGACUACCUCAGUUUGUCGGCGCUCAUUGACAACCGCAUCUUCUGCGUGCAUGGCGGCCUCUCUCCUGCGGUCAGCACGCUUGACCAGAUCCGCACAAUAGACAGGAAGCAGGAGGUGCCUCACGACGGCGCCAUGUGUGACUUGCUGUGGUCUGACCCCGAGGAUAUAGAGGGCUGGGGGCUGAGCCCCAGAGGGGCCGGCUACCUGUUUGGCGGGGACAUCUGCUCCAACUUCAACCACACCAACAAAAUAGAGCUUAUCUGCCGCGCCCACCAGCUUGUCACAGAGGGCUACAAGUGGAUGUUCAAUGAGCAGCUUGUCACUGUCUGGUCCGCUCCAAACUACUGCUACAGGUGUGGCAAUGUCGCGGCAAUCUUGGAGCUUGACGAGCAUCUGAACAAGAGCUUCAAGGUGUUUGAAGCAGCGCCGCAAGACGUGCGUGGGGUCCCAGCAAAGAAGGCAGCGCCUGACUAUUUCUUGUGAGCUUAGAUUCCGUGAUUGCCAAUGGAGUCAGUGCAGCAGCUGCAACACCGGGCCUGGUCCACCGAUCUGUCUAGCUCUUCACAUGCAGCAGCACCGGCAAUGCUUGUUUUGCCAGUCUUUUGGUUGACACAUGCAAUAGAGGGGGAAAUCGUGCACUUGACGCUGCAUCUUUAUGUUGGUGCACCAAGCUGAGAUCGGGUGUCACAUCUCUGCGGCCAAUGAUGUUUGUCAUUGUAAGCCUGAUUGCAUCCCUUACAUAAGAGCGAGGAUCCGUGGACUUUGCAAGGCAGCUGCCCAAGCUUGAAGCACUCCAUAUACCACACACUCAAUAGUGGUUAUGACUUGUAAUGUCAGUACAUGCUCUCAAUGUUUGAAUGUCACAGCAUGCCAGCUCGCUUGCCAAGAGCAAUAGGCCCUAUUGCUGUUGGCAGACAAGUGCAAUCUGUACUACGAAUAGUACGCUAGUGAAAUAUUAGCAUGUGCAUCCGAACACAGUACCUGACACGGGUCUCUCAGUCCUCUGAGACCUCAAUUGCCCCCUGCUCAGCUCCCCACCAUUCAAAGUAGUGCUCAAUCAAAAUGUCCAGCACUUUCUGGUACUCCCUCAUCAGGUGCGCCCUGACAUUAUCGGGCUUUGCUUUCCUGCCGUUGGAUUUC
Messenger RNA from Coccomyxa subellipsoidea C-169, 1843 nucleotides. Its product is annotated as Metallo-dependent phosphatase. NCBI's taxonomy places the organism in Eukaryota, Viridiplantae, Chlorophyta, Trebouxiophyceae, Coccomyxaceae. The coding region runs from base 272 to 1186 and encodes 304 amino acids. The transcript is spliced from 8 exons. Gene Ontology annotation, cellular component: cytoplasm; nucleus. Gene Ontology annotation, biological process: peptidyl-serine dephosphorylation; double-strand break repair via homologous recombination. The record is from RefSeq and is a predicted model, not a curated record. Gene Ontology annotation, molecular function: protein serine/threonine phosphatase activity.